AUGCCGGACGAGAAACCGUGCCGUUUGUCCUUCAGCAUAUCCUCGACAUACGACGACAGCCCGUUCGGUCUGCCUGAAAGCCCAUGGACGUCUACUCCGGGCAGUUUAGCGAACGAGCCGCUUUCGAAGACAGUCUUUCUCGUCCGUCAUGGUGAGGCUUUGCACAAUGUCGCAGAAAAGUCUGCUCUGCAACAGGCACUCGCCGACAACAACAAGACCAAUGACGAGACCUUGCAUCGAGAGGCCAUGGAGAUCGCACGAAAGUCCGCAUUGAGCGACGAAGGUUUGAAAGAUGCCCCGUUGUCCGCGAAAGGCAAAGAACAGGCCGUGGCCACAGCGGCAACUAUCAUGAAGAUGUUGCUAGACGAUGCCGAUUUAAAGCCGCCGGAAGCCAUCUUCGUGUCACCUCUGCAACGUGCUCUACAGACAGCAGCGGUCAUGUUCCCGAACCACAGCCGCGUCCAUGUCCGCAACCUCCUUCGUGAGCGAUGCACCGGCUUUCCAUGCGAUGAGAGGAGUGAGGGCUGGGACUUGGCGGGGCGGAAGACCUUCAGCUACAUGAGCUUUGACGAAGAUGUGGAAGAUGUGGACUGUGACCUCGACGAUGCCGAGGCGCGAUGGACCUGCCGGAACUCCCGGGAUCUGCGCGGCCUUGCAGAAGAUGCACCGAUGAGUUUUAUGGUUAUCAAGUCGAGAUGA
Molecule: messenger RNA, 699 nt
Organism: Symbiodinium necroappetens
Lineage: Eukaryota; Dinophyceae; Suessiales; Symbiodiniaceae
Source: the annotation of a GenBank genome assembly